AUGGAUACUUCCAAACCGAAUGACUCGAAAGAGUCCAUACCGACGCAGCAUCCCUCUUCCGCGAGAUCAACGAAGUCUGUUCGUGACAUUCAAAGAAGUGAUUCGACUCCAUGCUGCUCAAAUGACAUCAUCCACCAUCCGGUCCAAGACCCACUUCCGGAGGAGCUUACUUCCUCUACCUCAAGGAAAUCAGUAUGUGACAUUCCAAGUGGUGAUUCUCCUUGCUGCUCUAAGGACAUCAUCCGCAAUUCUCCUUUAACGGAGGUGCCAUCUUCCUCGAAAUCAUCAAAGUCGGUCUGUUCGAAGGACAUCGUCCACAAACCAGUAGCCAAGGUGAUGCCAGUGGUCAAGAAGUACGAGGAAAUUGUGGGUCCCGGAACGGAUGCGAGCGUGGCCUGCACCCUGGCAUUUAUCCGCAGGCACUUGCGGAGGACCGACGAUGUAUCCUCGAUCAAAUUCAGCCAGUGUAUUGCUCAGGACCCACCUGCCUGCAGCGUGGUGACCUUGGGAGCAGAUGAAGAGACCAACAACCGCGUCCUCGAGCAAUCGCACACCAUGUCUCCCUCACAAACAGUACCAUCUGUCAUUCGUCAUAUUGAAAUGAGGACGGUAUCCUUCGUUGUGCCGAUGAUCGUCAAGUCGGUCCCUUUAUGUCGGUAUUUUAAUGUUAUCCAGAACCAGAACGAAGGACUUAAAACGGAUAAAUGGUGUAUCGCGAAGCAAACUGUUCUAGAGCCUGAUAGUGCGGAAUACGACUCGAAUGUCGUCUACAUAGAAGUAGAGAAUCGGGUUCUUUUGACCUAUAUCGACGAGGAGAGCGCUGAGCUCCUAAAGAAAAUAGGCAAAUUUAAAUUUAUGUUCUGGAAGCUCCGCGUGAACUUCUCGCCCUCGCUUUAG
This is a messenger RNA of Drosophila subpulchrella, 897 nucleotides long. RefSeq lists its product as uncharacterized. The transcript has a single exon. The coding region runs from base 1 to 897 and encodes 298 amino acids. NCBI's taxonomy places the organism in Eukaryota, Metazoa, Arthropoda, Insecta, Diptera, Drosophilidae. The record is from RefSeq and is a predicted model, not a curated record.